AUGUAUGGCUCUUAUACAGCAGAGCAAUCCGCUGGUUCAGUCGCUACAUCCAGUAGCACUAGUACCACAUGGUCGAAUCCAGCUACCACCAUGACAUCAAUGUACGCAUCUUCUGCUGGACCGUUACCUAUAGCAUAUCCGUCAGCGUUCGAUCCAGGACCGAGCUCCUCUGUUUACUCACAGCCUCCUAUGUUCCCGUUCGCACCAUAUUCCACGAUGCACAUGUCUUUCGAUUAUCCACAGAUCUUCAUGCACAAAUCUGCUAUGCAGAUGCAUGCGAGGGACCUCGCAGGCCGAUCUGAAGUGAAACCCCACCAGUGCCAGCAGUGUCUGAAGUCCUUCAGCAGCAACCAUCAGCUGGUGCAACACAUCAGGGUACACACUGGAGAGAAGCCCUACAAAUGUUCCUAUUGCGAUCGUCGAUUCAAACAGCUGAGUCACGUUCAGCAACACACAAGACUUCAUACUGCUCUAGCGAUAGCUCUAGCGACAGCUCUAGCGACAGAUCUAGCGACAGCUCUAGCGACAGCUCUAGCGACAGCUCUAGCGACAGCUCUAGCGAUAGCUCUAGCGACAGCUCUAGCGACAGCUCAAUGUAUUGGUCGUUUGCAGCAACACGCAGCUUUGAUUGGAGGACCCAAUGCAACGUCUUGUCCAUUGUGCCACAAAAUGUUCUUAGGAGGCGAAGCACUGAUGGAACAUAUGAAACAUACUCAUAAAGAUCCUAACGCCUCAGGAGUAGCAAGUAACAAUGGACUCCACCAACAAUACAACGUUGAAGACCAACUCCAUACGGCGAAUCGAAUGGCGGUGCUAGCGAACAUGGUCGGACAAGGCGGAGUGCCUCCUGGCAUAGGUUCGGAUCCCCAAGCUGCCGCAAACAUAACUGCUGCCAAUCUUGCCAACUUAGCGAUGCGACUAGGGGUGACACAGGUAAAUAAUUGA
Molecule: messenger RNA, 945 nt
Organism: Phaedon cochleariae (mustard beetle)
Lineage: Eukaryota; Metazoa; Arthropoda; Insecta; Coleoptera; Chrysomelidae
Source: the annotation of a GenBank genome assembly